This is a messenger RNA of Lymnaea stagnalis (great pond snail), 2998 nucleotides long. The record is from the annotation of a GenBank genome assembly. NCBI's taxonomy places the organism in Eukaryota, Metazoa, Mollusca, Gastropoda, Lymnaeidae.
CCUCCAAAAGAUAACACAGCUUUUGCAGUUAAAGAUGAUGAAACUUUCUCAGUAUUUGCUAAGGUAAGUUAUAAUUCUGUACUUUUUCUUAUAUUUUCAUGGAAUGUGUUUUUUUAAAUUUCAUUGGAAACUGACAAAUAAGGUAACUUGCAGCAAAAAAAAAAUACGUUUCAGCUGUAAAAAUAGUUCUUUUGAUGUGUUAUGAUUUGUGACUUCUUAAAAGAUUUUCAUAUCACAAUUCGUAAUAGGAUUAUGUUUAUUAAAUUUCUAAGUGGGCAAAAUGUUAUAUAAAAAUAAGAAAAUUUUUAUUAGCAUCAUUAAUAGCAAUUUCCAGGCUUUAUUUAAUAAAUACACAAUCAAAAUUGAUAACUUUCAACCAUAAACAUUUCAGGGACGUGACUAUGAGCCUGUUUAUGUUACACAUGAAUGCACAGAGCAAGAAAAAGAUACUCUCAACACUUAUGAAAGCUGUGACUACUUGCCAAAUCACAGCCAUAUAUUUAAAACUGGAUUAAGAGGCAGAAUAUCUCUGAGUAAGUAAUAUUUGAAUUUUGUGCAUUUUGUUUCCUUGUAAGAGCUAAUUUUUAAAAAAUAUAAUGCUUUCAAAAUACAGAACAAAACAUACACUAUGAAAAAAUGUUACAAUUUUAUUUGACACAAUUUAAUAGGAGACAUUUUGUUACUUAGUUCUUAAGAUAAAAUUUAGGAGUAUUUUUAAUAGGUAAGGGUUUUAUAAGUUAAAUUUUUUUUUUAAAAGUAGAUGCAUAUAAUUCACUCACCUGUACAGUGGAGAUUGUUGUCUCAUUUUAUUGUAACCCGUUCUCUAGAUAAGCCCUCUGAGAAGGUCCUUAAUAUGUAUUGCAUCAUUUUCUUCUUAUUGUGAUAAUGCUUUCUACAAUGUAUUGAUUGAGUACUAUGUUAAAUUAAUUUUUAAACUGUGAUUUAGUCUUGAAACACAUCGAUGGGUUAUGAUUGGCCUGAUUGGAUUUGUCAUUGGAGUUGUCUCAUUUUUUCUCCAUCAACUUAUUGAAAGAAUUGAUCAUCUUAAGUGGAGGAUCACUAAAGAUUUGCUCAAAGUAAAUUCCAGAGCUGAAAUAAAUAAUAAAUCAAUUCUUGUGUAAUGUUACAUAUAUAAAAUUACUUUUGUUUUUGCUUUGAAUUUAAAUUGAAGUGCCUGCCAUUCUUUUCAGUUACAUAAUGACACACGUUUUUUUUGUCGCUAAACAAACUCUUUAUAUCAACCGUUUAUUUGAAAUUUAUCUGUACCAUUUGUUUCGUUACAAAUUAUUCUUUAUUAUUUUCUGAUUUUAUGGAAACUUAUAUUUUUACUUUAUUCCAUCUUUUAGUGUCACCAUUAUUUACUAGAAUCCCUCACAAACCACAUUUCUUUAUUGAGCUUCUUUUUUAAAAGAAAACUUUAUAAAUUAAUUACACUCAAGCCUAUGUUUAUAUAUACAGUAAUCAAAAGUUAAUAGAAAUGACAUUCCUCUCAUUAAUGUGAACAUUUCAUUGCCUUUUACAGGAUGAAAGAAUCUGGGAAGAAUGGUUGUUUUGUGCAGGAUACAGUAUGCUGUUUGCAGCAACUUUUGUUGUGGUUAGUUUUGUAUUUUGAAUUUGAUGAACUUUUUCCUAUUCUGUUGACAGUAAUAAACAAAAACAGUGAUUGCUAUAGGAAUUUUACCUAAUAACAGACACUAAUGGUUCUGAUUCAGUUACAUAAUGACACAUAUGUUUUUACUAGCAGAUAUAAAAUUAUUAAGAUUAAUAUCUACUUUUAAUGUUCUAAUAGAGUACGUUUUCUGAUAGCCUAAUUUGUCUGCUUUUCGUAUCAAAAUUAAUGGCUGACAUUUCAGAAAAGACUAAAAAUGUGAAUUAAAAACUCCCAAAAAGUAUGAUAAAUUAUUUUCUUAGCUUAAAAUUAUUUAUAUAAGGAACUAUUAACACUUUGUUAUUAUUUGAAGGAAUACUUGUCACUGUUUGGCACAAACCAAUCUUGACUCUAAAAUGCUUAAAAUUAUUUUAAUACCUUAACUGGAAAUAAAAUUAGAUCUAUCAUUAUUUUGCCAAUUUUUUCCUGUUAUUUCUCAUUCUCUAUUUCAGUCUAAAAAUCAGAAAACGUACUCGUAUUAGAACAUUAAAAAGUAGAUAUUAAUCUUAAUAAUUUUAUAUCUGCUAGUAACAACAGUGUAUGAAUUGCAUGAAAUAUUAACCCUGUUUAAAAUGUUGAAAAGAGUAAACUUCUUUUUGAACAGUUUUGGCGUCCUAGUGCUGGAGGAUCAGGAAUGCCAGAGGUUACAGGCUAUUUAAAUGGAACCCAGAUAAGAAGAAUUUUCAGCAUCAGGACCCUAAUUGCCAAAUUUCUCUCCUGUGUUGCAGCAAUUGGCUGCGGUAUGCCUAUAAUUGGAUCCACAUGGGGUAAGGCUGAAAAAAAAUUUCAAUUCAAUCAUUUAUCCUAACGUUUUUGUACAAUUAUUUUGAUUUUACUUAUUUGUUACUGAUAAUUAACUUAUCUUAUGCUUUUUUAACGACAGUUUCAGUUUGUAAGGAAAUGUUUUAGUCACAGAAAUUUUGAGCAAGAAUGUCUUUUUAACAUUAAUUUGAAAUGAAUUACUUCCCCUUUCCUUUUAUCAUUGUAAAAUUUUUACAAUUUUUUAUACACUAACGAUUUUUAAAUUAUAUUUUUAUUAACUUUGAUUAUUUAGAUAUUUUACUGAGCUGUGUGAAACAGGAUAUUACAAAGGAAAUCAUGCAUGUUAAGUUUUCCAAAGUGCAAGCAUUGGUUCUGGAUUAAGCCAGCUGUCAGGAUAUUUAAAGCGAAUCAAUCUGCCAUUUUUUGAAAGGUUUAAAAACCCAGGAGACAAGUGAGAUAUUUGUUGAUGUGACUGUCGCCCGAAGCAAAUUCAGAUUUUAAAUAAGACAAGGGAAUACAAAUUUAAUAUAUUGGGGAAUUAAAUAAUAUUUGGCUGUGCUUACAGAGCCAGUGUCCAUCAAAUUGUGC